GCGGCGGGAGGAGGGCCCUCGGUGGAUGGGCGGUUGGCAGCCGGCAGCGGUACCAGUACCAGUACGGCGGCGGUCGUUAGCUGGGGCGCAGAGGAUGAGCCUGUGAGGGCGGAGGAGCACAGGUGGGGGUGAAGCUCGGCCAGAGCAGAGCGAUGUCCCAGCCUCAGCAGCAGCAACAGCCGCCGCCGCCACCGCCGCCGUCUCCUCAGCAGCAGCCGCUGCCUUCGGCCGCCUCCAAGAAGAGGGACCGGCGCAUCUUCUCGGGUACCUGCCCGGACCCCAAAUGUCAGGCGCGGCUCUUCUUCCCGGCCCACGGGCCGCAGAGCAGCGGGAGCAUCGAGUGCACGGACUGCGGGCAGCGUCACGAGCAGCGGCAGCUGCUGGCCGUGGAGGAGGUGACGGACCCCGACCUGGUGCUACACAACCUGCUGCGAAACGCGCUGCUGGGCGUCAGUGGUGCCGGCCCACCCCGCAGGAACACCGAGCUCGUCAAAGUCAUGGGCCUCUCCAACUACCACUGCAAGCUCCUGGCCCCCAUCCUGGCUCGCUACGGGAUGGACAAGCAGACUGGCAAAGCCAAGCUCCUCACGGAGAUGAACCAGGGAGACAUCUUUGACUGUUCCCUCCUGGGUGACCGCGCCUUCCUCAUUGAGCCGGAGCAUGUUGAAACGAUCGGAUAUGGAAAGGACCGUUCCGGCAGCCUCAUCUACCUGCAUGACACCCUGGAAGACAUCAAGAAGGCCAACAACAGUCAGGAGUGCCUCAUUCCAGUCCAUGUGGAUGGAGAUGGCCACUGCCUCGUCCACGCAGUCUCGCGGGCACUUGUUGGCAGGGAACUGUUCUGGCAUGCUCUGCGGGAGAAUCUAAAGAAGCACUUUGAGGAGAACCUGAGUCACUACAAGGCACUUUUCCAUGACUUUAUUGAUGCAGCAGAGUGGGAGGACAUUAUCAAUGAAUGUGACCCUUUGUUUGUUCCUCCAGAAGGUGUGCCAAUGGGCCUUAGGAAUAUUCACAUCUUUGGCCUGGCCAAUGUGCUUCACCGGCCUAUCAUCCUGUUAGACUCCUUGAGCGGAAUGCGGAGCUCUGGAGAUUAUUCGGCGACGUUCCUCCCUGGCCUGAUACCCUUAGAAAAAUGCAUGGGAAAAGAUGGCAUGUUGAACAAGCCAAUCUGCAUAGCCUGGAGUAGCUCAGGACGAAACCAUUACAUUCCUCUAGUUGGAAUAAAAGGUGCUGCUUUACCUAAACUGCCUAGGAAGCUACUUCCUAAAGCCUGGGGAGUCCCUCAAGACCUCAUCAAAAAGUACAUCAAGUUAGAGGAGGAUGGUGGCUGUGUCAUUGGAGGAGACAGAAGUUUGCAAGAUAAGUACUUGAUGAGGCUUGUUGCUGCAAUGGAGGAGGUUUUCAUGAGUAAACACGGGAUCCAUCCCAGUCUUGUAGCUGAUGUACAUCAGUAUUUCUACAGAAGGACUGGUGUAAUAGGAAUCCAGCCUGAAGAAGUCACUGCAGCUGCCAAAAAAGCAGUGAUGGACAACCGCCUUCACAGGUGCCUCAUCUGUGGGGCCCUUUCAGAGCAUCAUGUUCCUCCAGAGUGGCUGGCUCCCGGGGGGAAGCUAUAUAACCUGGCAAAAAGCACUCAUGGACAACUGAGGCCUGACAAAAAUUACAGCUUUCCCCUGAACAGUUUGGUGUGUUCCUACAACCCCGUGAAGGAUGUGCUGGUACCAGACUAUAGCCUGAGUAGUUUGACUGCUUGUAACUGGUGUCAUGGUAACUUAGUGCGUCGCGUCAGAGAAGAUGGAUCUGUUUCGUAUUUGGAUGGAGACAGAACUAAUACUCGGUCCACAGGUGGCAAAUGUGGCUGUGGGUUCAAGCACUAUUGGGAAGGUAAAGAAUAUGACAACCUCCCUGAAGCUUUUCCUAUUACUCUAGAGUGGAGUGGAAGAGUGGUGAGAGAGACCGUCUACUGGUUCCAGUAUGAAAGUGAUGCUUCUCUGAACAGCAAUGUGUAUGAUGUCGCCAUGAAACUUGUUACCAAGCACUUCCCUGGGGAAUUUGGUAGUGAGAUUCUUAUUCAGAAAGUUGUCAACACAAUAUUGCAUCAAACUGCCAAAAAGAACCCUGAUGAUUAUACCCCUGUAAAUAUUGAUGGUGCUCAUGCCCAAAGAGCUGAUGAUGUACAGCAAGGACAAGAGUUAGAGUCACAACUUCCAACCAAAAUUAUUUUGACUGGACAGAAGACAAAAACUUUGCACAAAGAGGAGUUGAACAUGAGCAAAGCUGAAAGAACUAUUCAGCAGAACAUUGCAGAUCAGGCUUCUGUAAUGCAGAAACGGAAGAGUGAAAAACUGAAACAAGAGCAUAAAGGGCAACCUAGGACUGCUUCUCCUGGGGCUGCUCGUGAGGGGCCAUCAUCUGCACCUGCUACACCAACAAAAGCCCCCUAUUCUCCAACAUCUGCAAAAGAAAAGAAAAUUCGAAUAACCACGAAUGAUGGGAGGCAGUCAAUGCUGACACUGAAGUGCACUACCACCUUCCUGGAACUGCGGGAAAGCAUAGCAAGAGAAUUUAAUAUUCCUCCCUAUUUGCAAUGUAUUCGUUAUGGCUUUCCUCCUAAAGAGCUGCUGCCUCCCAAAGAAGGCAUGGAAAAUGAGCCUGUUCCUUUGCAGCACGGUGACAGGAUUGCCAUAGAAAUCCUGAAAGGUAAGGAGGAAGGCAGGCAGUCUGCUUCAGCACAUGCGGCCCAUGCUGUGAAACAUGAAGACGUUGCUCUGACUAGUAAAAUCUCAUCAAAAGAACUACAAGAGCAAGUGGAUAAGGAGAUGUAUUCUCUCUGUCUUCUAGCAACACUAAUGGGGGAAGAUGUUUGGUCCUACGCAAAGGGGCUUCCUCAGUUGUUUCAGCCAGGUGGAGUAUUCUACAGCAUGAUGAAGAAAACCACAGGUUUGGCUGAUGGCAAGCACUGUACUUUCCCACAUCUGCCUGGUAAAAACUUUGUAUACAAUGCAGCAGAAGACAGAUUAGAGCUGUGCGUGGAUGCUGCUGGGCACUUUCCUAUUGGUCCUGACGUUGAAGAGUUGGUUAAAGAGGCCUUAAGUCAAGUGCGAGCAGAAGCUACUUCAAGAAGCAGGGAAGCAAGUCCUUCACAUGGAAUGCUGAAGCUGGGUAGUGGUGGAGUGGUGAAAAAGAAAUCUGAACAACUACAUAACAUAACUGCAUUUCAAGGAAAGGGCCAUUCCCUGGGAACUGCAUCUAGUAGUCAACAACAUGAUCAAAAAGCCAGGGAAACACCACUUUUAAGAAAGCAUAGCACAGAAACAGACUUCAGUCCUUCUACUAAAAUUGAGCCUUCUGUAUUCACAGCUGCUUCUGGUAACAGUGAGCUUAUCCGAAUUGCACCGGGAGUUGUGACAAUGAGAGACAGCAGGCAGCUUGACCCCACUUUGAUUGAGGCACAGAGAAAAAAGUUGCAGGAAAUGGUCUCUUCUAUUCAGGCUUCAAUGGAUAGACAUUUGCGGGAUCAGAAUACAGAGCAGUCAGCAUCAGUUGAUCUAUCUCAAGGAAAAGUAGAGGCAGUGAGUUCAACUGCUAAAACUGGGAGCUUUCAGGCUGCCUUACCCGAAUCACUGUCUGCACCAGGUGGUACUGAACACUUGAAUACUGAAUCAACUGAUAGUAACAUGGUGAAUUCUGUGGGAACAACAUUCCCUGCAAGGUCUAAAGCACAAAAGGGAAAUUCUGUUGAGGAGCUUGAGGAGAUGGAUAGUCAAGAUGCAGGAAUCACUAAUGCAACUGAGCCAAUGGAUCACUCUUGAUAGGUUAAAAUCUAAUAAGGGUAGAAAAAAUUACUGUUCAAAUGUAAUGUUUAUUGGCUGGGCCACACAAAGUGAUUAGUUAUUAAGUCUUGUAUGUAUGUCAAAGAUUAUAUCAUCUUAUUCAGUGCAUGAUAAGCGUGUGAUUGGCAAUAGCUUUCAAUAUUACCAUACUGCUGCCCAGGCUGGCUCUGUUACCUUUAAAUUAGUUAUUAGGAAAUGCACUGAGAUGAAUAUCUGCUGUAAAUGUGGGUUCUUGAAAAUUCUUUGUAAUUUUUAAUUCUUUAAAAGUCUUAAAAUUGAAGCCCAUUCUUACCAUGCUAGUUUAAGGUCACUGGAAAGGCUAGAACAGGAAUAACUAGAAACGUGACUAAAUUAAUCCUGUCCCAGGCACUUAAUUCUGCUUGAAAACACACUAUAAACAUGAAUUGCACGUAAAUUUCAAAAAGCAACUAAAACUGAACUUCUGCUAAAUUUGAUAAUGUAGCCUAUACAGUACUUCAGUUACACUCUGCUUGCACUUCCUCCAACUUAAAAACGUUCAUUCAUACAGAUAUAUAUGCUUGUCAGAAAUCUUGAAAAGUGUAACUUUACUGAACUCUCUAAUUUCUCCACAUUAUCAGUUUAAGCAAGUUAGAAAAAAGGGUACUUAGUGUAUGAUGAAGAUAAAGUGAAUGUGGUGUGGUUAUGCUUGGCUGUCUGAGCCAACACAACCAUUUUGGUGCUCUGUUAGUAAGUGAUAGCAUGUUUUUAUUUCCUUCCAAAUACUCAACUGGUUAGAUCCUGUGCAACUUUUAACACAACUACAGGAGAGAAGGUGGCAAUUGCAGGAAACAACAAAUGUUCAAUGGCAAAUCCAUUUUUUCUUUUAAAAUACUUUAAUUACUAGCAUUGGUUAGUAAUGGCAAAAAAUAAAUAGCUGGCAUUUUUAAAGCAAAUUAACAAUUUAUUGGAAGGAAACAACUCUCUUAAAAUAUAUUCUCCUAAAGUGUUCAGUGACAGUGGAGCUAGUGGAAGCGCACUGUUUACUGCAUGAAAACAAGGGGAAUACAUGCCAUUUCAGUGUCAGUAAAGACUACCCACCUCUAUUAGCCUCGCUUCAGUUUGUGAUGCAGCAUUCCCUGCAUCAGUGAUAAUACAUCUGGUCUCCACUUAAGUAGUGUGUUCAUCAGACCUGCAGUGCUAGUUUUUAAGAAGCAGCCAUUGUGCUUGCUCCCUAAGGAUGGAAUGUGUAUCUGAUACUGGAGUUUGCUUUUGAUCUUCAUAGUCAUAUUAAAUGCACUAUUGUUGCUUCCUCUAAUGGUAAAAUAACACUGAAUGGGUGAAAGAUGUUAAUACAGCUUCAAAGGAAUUAAGAACAUUUAAAUAUUGAAGUCUGUGUUCAUGCACAUGUGGGUUUUUACCAGUUCACAAAUGUUGUGUUGCAUAUGCUUGUAUUCAGAAAGGUCUCACUUCUUACAUUGCUAAUCCCGUAAACAGUUCUGAGCAUUAGAAGAGAGGAUUUAUUUUCUUAUAGAAAAAUUAACAGAAGCAAGUCACUUGAAGAACAGCCCUGUUUUGUCAAAGUAAAUUCAAAUGCCUCUUGGUUAACUUUUUAUGUAGAGAGAAUAAAUGUUUUAUGAUUUAGUACACUAUAGGUAAAAAAUAAGAAUCACCUUUUCAGAAAUAAAUGAAAAAUUUGAAGAUCCUAAAUUGCUAACCUGUAAGUUAGCUAUUUGGAAGCUUGGAAUGUAUCAAGUAAUUUGGCUCACCAGAACUGAACUUGGUGAUGCACUGAUUAACUGGCAGGGCUUAUUCAGUGAGAAACAGGAUGCACAUGUAGCAGCUGGAAGCCUGCCAUGAAUCUGAAAACAUUUAGUCUUCCAUGAAUCAGUUGAGCUGUCUGAAGGCUACUUCCAUAUAGAAAAUGUGAGUAGAGGCUUGUGCUUUGCCAUGGUGUGAGCUGUAGAACAGUAUAGCAGUGACACGUCCUUGGGAAGGAGUUUAAGUCAGGGGAGGCUGAGGAGGAGGAAUCUCCUAGAUCUCAUGCAUUUUGACAAGCUAACUACCACUUAGUUUUAACCUUUUCUUUAGAAAAAGAAGUCUUCCUUGGCUGAAAAAAAUAUAGGCAGUGUAUAGGAGACAAUUCCAAGUUUGGAAUAAAUUGGAAUCUUUAUUGCAUAUCAUCCUUACUUAAAGAGAAGAUUGCUUACUUCUUUCAUGCCUUUCUAGUAAGACUACAGACUUUUGUGUGCCUUUACUGUAUUAAGAGGAAGGCUUAGUUUAAUUUUGACACACUUCCUGUUUCAGCAGUAAUUUGACAUUUUCCUUCUUAUCUAAAUAGAAACAGACACUCUGUCUAACUCGCCGUUAGCGUCUUCUCGGGUCCAUUCAAGUCAUGUAGAUGAGAACUCUUCAGUUCCUAAAACAAAAUAGUCUCAAAAAGGAAUGGUGUCAAAGUCAUGAGAUGGGCUGAUAUGAAUUCCUCUGGUGUAAAACAGGAUUGUGUGUAUUUCUUUGCAGUGUUCUUAUUUCACGUGGCUUUCUCAUGCAUUUAAGUAUCAGUGUUUUUGAGAAAGAUGGCUUUUGAUACUCUCAAGUGGAGCUAAACUUCAUCUGCGUGCUGGUGAGAUGUGUAACUGUUCAGGAGAAGUGAAAUAAAGAACACUGAAGUGUAAGUUUGAACAGAUGUUUCAUUUGAUUGCUAGCAGUGAGUGCAAAUUUGAGUUGAGGCAAAUCUGUGUCGCUGUCUCAGAAGCACCCGUGUGAUUGUUAAAUUUUCCUGUUAGAGCCAGGAAAAUGGUGGUGGGGUACAAGGGCAGGGAAGAUGUGGACUCAUUGUGGAUGUGAAGCCAUGUCAACUUCUCAAACAGUGUGGAGUGUCCUCUUUCUCAUAAAAACCCCAAAUGCUAAGUUCUUGCUACUGAAUUGCCUGUGGACAAGGUUGUGGUUCCAAAUUCUUUUCGAAUACUUGCCUUGAGUACUUCCUUGACUAGGGUCCAUCUCCUUCUACACAGUGUCUCAUGGCAAAGACGGCUUACAUUAUUUGAAAAUCCUAAACUUUAUUCUGGCUUAUUAUUUAUAACCUAAAUGAAAGAUGAUUACUGAAAAUACAGGCUCAGUAGAGAAGAAAAAAAAAUAUAAAAGAGAAAUGACUAGAUUGCUGGUGAGCAUAUGGGAAACCUCAGGAGAACAGAUUGGUUUUCCAGGCAGAGGCAAGAUUUUUACUACUUCUAUGGCUGGCUGCUUAGCAAGGUUGACUUUGGUAUUGCUGUUUCACUGUGAAUUGUUUGUGUUUCAGUGAGGGGAUAAUAAAUAGCAGCUUUUCAAAUGAAGUUGUAUAAAUAUAUUUGGGAUGCCUUCGCUAUUAUAGUCACAUAGCAGCAAUGUAUAUUGUUGGUUUUGUGAAACCUAUAUAGUUUACUAGUCUUCUGAGAGACACAGAAUGUGAGGUAGGCGCUGCCUCCAAUGGAAUGCUCUAGCAUCAGCACAGCUGCAGGGCUGUGUGCUAACAACCCUGUGCAACAGGCACACUUUCAAGACCAAAAUGCUUAAUUUGAAAUCUUUCAAAAAGUAGAAUCUGUUGUCACUGUCGCAAGGUUAGCAGAGUUGCUUGCUACUUUUUCAAUGUGCUGAAAAUGCCAGGUAAUAAAAUUCAUAGUAUGCUUACAAUUGGGAGAGCAAUGCUUCAUUUGAAAUGUAUGAAAAAUGAAUGAUAUAAGAAGAUGCCACUGUUAUCUCUACAUUUGUUUGGCUCCUAUUUUCAUAUAUCAGAAUCUACAUGCUUUUGUAAAAUAAUGAUAUGAAGUUAAUCCUUCUGUUAAAAAAGAAAAGCCUACAUCAGUGUUUUCUUUGUUUUUGCUUGUGGAUAUCAGUUUAGUUUCUUAAAAUUGAAGAAGUUGCUUAAGAUCUUUAGAAUGCAGGAUUCCCUCUGAGCCCUUAUGCCUGCGGUUGAGCAAUAAAAGGUGGAAAUGUGUGGUAUUUUCAGAAUUAUUUUAGGUUUCAUGAGGAUUAUUGCCAAGAAAUGAGAGUGCACUUUUAGGAGGGAAUGCUAUUUAAAGUGUAUAAAUAAGAAUUAAAAUAGUGUAUAUAUAUUUAGAAAACAAAUCUUUUUAAACAGUGCUUUACAUGUUGAAUUAAAAAUAAAUUAGCAUAUAAACUAUACCAUCUUCACAGACCUGGCUGCUACCCAGCACAGUUUGGUUUGUUUUAUUUGUGAUUGCUGUACUAAUUAUAUUUGAUUUUUUUUUAUCUGUAAUGUAACAAUAGUGUAUUAUAACAGUAUAUAGUGUACUAUACUACACUUCACUGUACAGUAUUUGGAAUUUUCUUUGAUUGCUAUAUUAAAACUAUAAGUUAAAACA
Messenger RNA from Pezoporus occidentalis (night parrot), 8152 nucleotides. It is a transcript of the gene VCPIP1, whose product is annotated as valosin containing protein interacting protein 1. Bases 153 to 3812 code for a protein of 1219 amino acids. Gene Ontology annotation, biological process: protein K11-linked deubiquitination; endoplasmic reticulum membrane fusion; protein K48-linked deubiquitination. Gene Ontology annotation, molecular function: cysteine-type deubiquitinase activity. The transcript is spliced from 3 exons. NCBI's taxonomy places the organism in Eukaryota, Metazoa, Chordata, Aves, Psittaciformes, Psittacidae. The record is from RefSeq and is a predicted model, not a curated record.